GUAGACACGUAAAUCUUGUGAUGAAUCCCCAACAGCAACCUUCUGGUGGUAUGGCAGUGCCACCUGGUAACUGGCCUGCGGGAGCUCCUCCACCAGCUCCAGGCAGCUUGGAGGCAGGACUUCAACUACAAGCAGCUCAGGUCCCUGCAGACUGUCCCCCAGGCUUGGAGUACCUCACACAGAUUGAUCAAUUGUUGGUUCACCAGCAAGUUGAACUCCUUGAAGCAUUUGUGGGUUUUGAAACAGCCAACAAGUACACUGUGAGAAAUACUCUUGGGCAGCAAGUUUUCUAUGCUGUUGAAGAUACAAAUUGCUGCACUCGCAACUGUUUGGGAAACUGGAGGUGUUUUGAUAUGAAGAUACUGGAUAAUGCAACAAGAGAGGUGGUGCACUUGAAUCGUGGCCUGAGAUGCACUAGCUGCUGGUGUCCAUGCUGUCUUCAGAAAGUGGAAGUGUCAUCCCCCCCAGGCACAGUCAUUGGCUAUGUGUGUCAGUCAUGGAGUAUGUGCUUUCCUAAAUUCACCAUAGAAGAUGCAAGCAGAACUACUAUUCUGCGCAUUGAGGGACCUCUGUGCACCUGGAACCUGUGUGGAGAUGUGGAAUUUGAUGUUCUUUCAGCAGAUGGCAACACAAAAGUUGGAAAAAUAUCCAAACAGUGGAGUGGAUUUGCUAAGGAGGUAUUUACUGAUGCAGAUAACUUCGGUAUUUCAUUUCCCAUGGAUUUGGAUGUGAAAAUGAAGGCAGUCAUGCUGGGAGCCUGCUUCCUAAUUGACUUCAUGUUUUUUGAACGCUCCGGAAACAAAAAAGACCAACGAAAAGUAGGCAUGAUGUAAGAAUUGGUAUCUGUGGCAAAGUGUUAUCACUCAUGAUAAUGUGUUACUGCAAUGUAUAUGAGGACUGAAUUAUUAUAACAUGUAACAAAAGAUCAUCUCAUUGUAUGGAAUGUCACUUAAAAGUUACAUAAACCACAACGUUUUCCAGAGUAUUGAGGUGAAAUGGGGUAAAGGCUUGCAUUUACUAAUGAUUUAACUUUAGAGUUGCCCAAACAGGGAAAGAGUGAAACAAAUUCUGCAUGUAUACAACGAUUUAGCCAAGUACACGUAUACUCUGUAUUUAGCCAAGAAUGCUAUUUUCAUUACUGAUUUUAUUGAAUGCUCUUACUUUAUCGAAUUUUUAAAUGUUUAUGCAGCCUAGGGGUAGUGAUGAUAAAUGCGACAAGUUUAAAUCAUUCUUUUUUGCGUAGACCACGUCAAAAUUUCUCAUUUGUGCCCAUGAAUAUUUUGAAACUGUAGAACAUGCUUUCCCCUUAACAAUAAAAUAACUGUGUGAAUUGAUACACGCUGGCAUAAAGUAACUGUAAACAAAUCUUGGGCUAUUUCAUGCACAGUUUAAUGUUCCAAUUAAUGAUCGAAACAGUAUCAAAAAUUUUUGAUAAAUCCAAAAAGAUGCUUAUGGAAACAUUGUUAUGGUCAAUGUAUAACAUUAUUAGCCUCAGAAAAAUGCUCAGAAAAUGUACUCACUUUCUGGGUACGUUUCGCCUACCAGUACCAAGAAUAAUUAUUUAAUGAUAACUACGCUCAUUUGGGAAAUGAACUUUGUACAUUCGAUCAUUACAAAUGUAGUAAGCUAGAGCCUCUCAAAAUGCACUCUGAUUUAACAAAAUACACGGAAGACAAAGGACACGCACGCACAUUUUACAUUAAGGGCUUAUGAGCCUGUACUAUCAUAGAGCCAUGUAGAGAGUUGUGACAUUAGUGUCAACAUUGUUCAAAAACAAACUGACAGGUGUAUGCAUCAGUGCAUUUGGACAGUUGGUAUAGUCCACUGCGCUCAUCCUACCCAAACGGUCACUAUCUCUGCAAAUUCCCUUUUUGCCUUUUGCCAUUCGUUAAACCUUGAUCAACUCUAGUGCGCCCUCUAUUACCACAGUGUGCCGUGGCACUGCUGUCAUGUUCGUCCUUCUUUUUCUUAGCGCCAUCGAUAAUGGAUAGUGUCUUUUGCAUUUUUGAGAUUUUCGAGUUUCCACUUUUGCUCCAUUUUCUGUGGUAAUGUGAUCAACCAUGGAGGAAGGAUGCAGAAAGAGUUGCAACUCUGGCACUUCAAAGUGCUCGAUGAGUCUGGCAGUUCAAACUCCUUCUGAGUUUUUGUUUCAUGGAUCAACUGUAAACAUAUCCGCAAUAAACUGUGGUUCUUGUACAUGUACAUAAUUACUGCCUAUGUGGGUGUUGUUUUUGUGUUUUUUUCUUUCUUUGUGCAUGCUUGCAGGUUUCUGACGUAGAUUCUACGCAGAACCAGCAUUAGCCAACACCAAGUGCGCACAGGGGUCUGAGCUGUGGUGCAAGUGGUCAGAACACCCAGUUCCCCGAGUGUCGCUAACGGGAUGACGAGAUCUCUUGAGGCAAUUCUCAUUCCAACAGCUACUACCGAAGAAUACCGCACUCUGCUGGCAUGGCUCACAAAGGCUCACGGAGGGUUGACCCCACACUACUCAUGCCAGCUAAGUCGACCACCUCACGCCAUGAGCCACCGCCCUUAGACCCCUUUCCAAAGGGUCAGCCGUGCGUAAAUAAAACACUACACCUUCCUGGGCUACUCCCCCACUGACACCUGGGACGGUCCUGGUGGAUACAAUGCCAAGCCACACGGGCACAACGUAGACCGUAACACAUACAACAGAAACCACUGGCCUGCUACGUACGCAUCAGCCCUCCGUCGACCGAGAUUUCUUCAACGAGGGCAUCUAGGCGUGAAAUAGAGAAUAGCGCUACCGGACCGACACCCUGUCACUUCCUGGGGCUGUCCCGGUAAAUAUGUCAUUGGAAUGCGGAUCUGUGGCCACAUCUCCCCAGGCGGCACCCCUGGCAUCCGAAUCCACCGGCCUGCUACACUGACUUGAUAUCCACGCCCCGGGCCUUUUUGCCCUUCGGUGUUUUCCUUGGGAUACGAGUGCCGUUAUGUUUGACCAAAUUCUUUACUCCAAACCCUCGGACAAGAUCGAAUGGGCAGGCAUUGGAUUGGAGACAAAAAAUACAGAGAAAACAGAGGUUCAUUCACCCCUAGGUUCUGCAUGGGGGAUCACAAACACUCCACAGUGUGUCAACCCCUAUCGACUCUAUCCUGGCCAUACUUGAUUGAUCUGAAAAUCACUUACUUUCACGCCUUCAGUCCAUAUAGGGAUUUACAGAUUCCUCUGAUUCCUGUACACUGGAAGAAUUUUCUGGAUUCGAUCUGCCCUUUGAUCACUCGACGUCUAAUACCCAAAUGGUUGAAGUUUUGGCCGCCUACCUACACCAGUUCACCAUUCCGACAUUCGAACAUUUCGACAGCUAACUGGGCGUAGACAGUUAUCCAGGCAAGACUGCAGUCAACACUAGCCUUAUGAGCUGCCGUCUGCUGUUCAUCACUCAGGAAUAUUCAGAUCUGUCCCAAACUCAUGCCCUGAUUGGUGUAGAUGCAGUUCCCGAUUCUUCUUGUGCUCAGGCACACAAACACAACUCUUCGGCCUGAUGAUGAGUCUGGUGGACCUGAUACCUCUUAACGUUUUCAUUAGUAGGGCCCCUCCAGCCCACUUACUGCUGUUCUUCCGUCCAAAAUAUGUGUCCUGAUCGAUCUCCCAGUUUUUACAAUGGACCUCAUCCAGUCAGGACUUUGCUGGUAGCUGACACGGAAACAUCUGGUUUACGACCUCCCUCUCCCAAAGAUAGAUCCUUAGGCAAUGACUUUCUACCAACCCGUCUAGGUUUACAUGGGGUAUGUAAAAGGUAUGAGACCUUCCAGGUCUCAGUUAUUGGGAAGUCUCUUCAAAGUGCGGAACUCCAGGCGAUCUCCAGCGCAAUGUGUCCCUGCAGCACAACGGCUAGGGCAAAUCUGUCCUGUUUGAUCAGACAAUUGCCCCCUUUGGCGAUGGGCUGUGGUAUUGAACUGAGGCUACACCAACACACAACAAUUUUCUACGUUUAUGGCAGGCAGGUCGUUGUGUGUUUCCUACCAACACGCCUGCAACCGCAGUGGUCGACUUUCUUAUCCCUACUUACUCCAAACUACAUUUAGCAUUCGUACGCAACUACCGUUCUGUCGUCAUGGCUAUAUUUCACUCAGGUUUUCCCUGAUGGCUCCACUCCCUCGGAAAAAAAUGGCCUCAAUUAUCUUUUCUUAGUACAUAGAUAUUUAUUGAGCGUUCCCCACUAAGACAACUCAUUCAUUGGUGGGGCAUAUCUUAUGUUUUUGAGCACUUCAAAAGUUUUCCCUCCGCGCCUUUUAUCAAGACCUCAUUAUCACUCACCUCAUUGAAGCUGCUUUUUCUACCUCUAGUAACUCUGCGUUACGAGGCAAUGGAUUACCGAUAGUAUCUAUCACGGAUGAUCGGCGUCUAUGUCACCCUAGCCCUAGAAGCCCACACGGUCCUAUUCGAAUUCACCCCACCAAUAAGAUAUCUUCGUCUCGAACUUCAUAAGAACAGCCUAGUAGCAAACCUUGCCGUCCUUUCACGACUCAAAGCUGAGAUCUUCUAAUUUCUUCCGUCAUUACAUUAGUAAACCUCAUCGAGCAGCAAUCAGAGACACAACGGCUAGUUGGGUUUCCUUAGCCAUCACGUUCGCCUGUCAAAAAUGGUCGACCUUCCUAAAUCACAAACCCAGCCGCCCUAUCGCAGCUCACGAUGCUAGAACGGUAUCUACCUUGCCGAUAUUCUUUGGCGGUGUCCUGAAGAUAUCGAGACAAUACUAGCCUCUUCAACGAAACCACAAGGACCACACUGGGCAAGCCACCUGCUGCUCUACGUAAUGGCCUCCUUUCUUUGGUGGGUCCUCAUCAUUCCACACGGAUUUCCUCACCUUUAGUGUCUCCUUGCCAACCCUCUUCCAGAGUACGGUGCUACUCUGCAGAGGCAGGGACUGUUUGGGUAGGAUAAGUGCAGUGGAGUACUCCCCCACAGUGUUGUGGGACGGGGCUGCAAGCGAACAGUCGACGCCCUCCCGUCCUCCGCCACUUUGGCUCGGACCUUGCACUCCGAAAAAGGACGUACAUAGCGGUAGCGCCGCGGUGCAUUGUAGUAAUAAAGGGUGUACUGCAUUUGAUCAAAAUCAAGAACGGGAAAAGGCGUAUUGGUAAAUCGGAUAUAUAUAGUGACUCAUCCCUCACUGCUGUGGGGGAGAACACUACCCGUACCUACUAUUGUACCAAUUUCUUUCCAAAAUCUGAAGCUGGCGCUACUCUCUCUAGCCUUACAGAAGUAUAGACAGCUCCAUUACCGCAUAAAUUGCUGAAGCAUGCUCAAAUCUAGGUGUACAUUCCAAUGAAGAUACAACAAUUACAUGGUUAACUUCCAUGUACCCCUGAUGUUACCUGUGUAUACCAAUUACCCUGUAAUUGGUAACUGGUUAACCCAGGUAAAAUCAGGGGUGCAUAGAAGUAGAUUUUUACUCAGGAGUGUUACCACGUGUGUGCAUAUUGACCUCUCCCCGUGCCCCUACUAUGUUUCAGUGGUCAUCGCCAAAAUUUUCGUCCAACUUCAACGUUCUUUGAACUUGAGUUAGCAAAUAUGGAUUUCUUAUCGCAUUGGUACAAACGUAUUUUUUUACACGUACAGGUGAUGUCUGAUAUCUUUUUUACACAGCCAAUCCAAUAUUUGCAAACCGAAAUUUCCCCUUUUUUAUGUUGUUGCAUAUCCUCCAACAUUUAAGGAAAGCGCCUCAUUUCAUGAAAACAGCCAGAGCCCUGUGAUUGGUCUGAUUUCACGAGGUUUGUGACGUAUAGGCUGUCAGAUAAAAUUGAUUACCGUUCCCCUUUUCCUUUCUAAGUGUGUAAGGCCCUGCAGUAUAACCCUACUUUAUAUUUUUAUUAUAUAUGUAUAUAAUAUAUAGAUAUCUUUGUAUCUUUAUUUUAAAGUGCUUGAACGGCCUUCUUAUAAACCAUUUCUCGAUAUCGCAGUAAUAGAGACUCAGUCUCUACUAGCAUACGGUCUGAAUACUAAUUUUCUGAGCCAUUGUAUAUGGAUAUAAAUUGAACCACCAAAAAAGUCAAAAUUUAAACGUUAAACGUCAGAAAUGGUAGGAUAAUUUGGGAAGUUUAGGUAACAAACUUUGUUCUGAUCGGGAAACAUGGUAACUUGAGAAAAACCCAUCUUACCCCCAUACUCAUGCCGCUUCAGACGCCCCAGGCUAACAUGGAACUGUUUAACAUUGAAAAAGUAAUUACUUGGAAAUUAAUUCUUCACUGUUAAAGGUACCACAUCCCGAAAGUAUUACAACAAACCAUUUUUGAGGCGUAUUUGCAGAACCACGUCUGUCAUUGGCCGCAGUAUUUGAUGAAUGUACAAAAUGUUGUCAUCUGACAGCAUAAAACGCUGUGAAAUGUUUUUCUCAUAUUUUUUAGGCAAUCAUAUAGGCAAGGGGUUUAUAUUAAUAUCUGUAGCUUUACAUCCUACAAGAGGAUGUUUUGGCAUAGUUGUUGGACUUCCAAUAUAGAAAGGCGUAGUGCGCGUUGUUAAUUGAUGUAAUAGAAACUCAUUUGUCACGAACUCAGAUGUUAAAUGUCAAUUGCGGUUGAAUUCUUACAAUUUUUUUUGGGGGGGGGUUGGAUACUUUCUUUUAAAAUUCUGAAUUGCGAAGAGCACAAGAAUACCUUCUGUAUUUCGCUUUUCAAAAUACUUCUAGGUUUAUAAAGUAGAGGUAGACAUAGUUGGUUUCAGUAUAUUGCCUGUCAGCAUUGUGUAGUUUAGAGUAAUCUUUCUCGAAUUAUUGUUGGCUGUAUUAAAAAAACAUGUGAUGCAAUAGUAGUAAUAAAGUGGUUGGCUCUCAAAUUUA
Molecule: messenger RNA, 6803 nt
Organism: Acanthaster planci (crown-of-thorns starfish)
Lineage: Eukaryota; Metazoa; Echinodermata; Asteroidea; Valvatida; Acanthasteridae
Product: phospholipid scramblase 1-like
Biological process (GO): plasma membrane phospholipid scrambling
Cellular component (GO): plasma membrane
Molecular function (GO): phospholipid scramblase activity
Source: RefSeq, a predicted model, not a curated record